Molecule: messenger RNA, 1448 nt
Organism: Phalaenopsis equestris
Lineage: Eukaryota; Viridiplantae; Streptophyta; Magnoliopsida; Asparagales; Orchidaceae
Exons: 6
Coding region: 216-542 (108 amino acids)
Source: RefSeq, a predicted model, not a curated record
AGUGUUUUGAGAGCUUCCGCGAGGAUUUUAGCACACCAUCAGCGAAGGAGAAAGGAGAUUUGAGGCAUUGGGAAGAACAGGGAAAAAUUUUAGCAGCUUGGAGAAGUGGGGUUGCCGAGAAGCCGUUAAAGGUUGUUUAUUCGAAAUUGGGAGUUCGAGGGUCCUCAGAGAUCAAUUGUCUCCAGUUUCUUCCGAAGGAAGAAGCAGGCGGCUUAAUGACCCACCAUGUAGAUGAGCACAACUGUUACAAUCACCACAUCGAUCACCACAACGGUGCUGAUCAUUCCUUUCGAUUCACCUCCGAUUAUGUAGACCUACCACACUCCUACAAUGCCCAUCACAUUGCCACAUCCAUCCUCCAAGGUUUUAUAUUACAACUCGUCCACAAGAUCACAGAUAUCAGUAAUAGUAAGUUUGAUGCUUUGUAUUUAUCAUGGAUGAAGAUCCUGAUUGAGGUUUGGGAUAUGUGGUUCGAAGAAUGUGAGCUGAAUCAACAGAACUUCGAGACUGAGGCCAUAACUAGUUUGAGAAAAUUUCACUGAAAUCUGCAAGAAGUGGCAGAGUUCUAUCUAGAUAGACAAGGAUUUUUGGAUUGAGUUGUCAAAAGCGCGAACCUCUCUUGAGUAUUGCGGGACGAGGGAGAUGACCCAACAGAAUCAGGCUUACCUCAAACUGUAGGGGCAUUGGUACCUCCUUACACAUAGUGAGGCUCGGGUUCACAUACUGAGUACAGGAGGUGGAUAGUAAGAUGUAUUCCUUGCAUCAACAGGAUUUCUACAAUUACAUUUUUUUCUAACCUUUAUAUGUUAACUGAGGUUGACGCUGGGAUGAGAUCCCACAAUUACCAUGUUGCAUGCCCGCUCAUUAGUGUCAGACAAAGUGCCGGUGGGUCGAUGACAUACUUUGCCAUGUCCAUGACGAGCAUGUGUGCCUGAAGGAUUCGCGGAGUUAGAGCCCAGCAAUAGUUGGUAGCUAUAGUGUUUAACUAACUGCCCAGAGUUGAGACCUGGAGAGAAGCUGUCAAGGGGAAAAAUAAGGGGAGGAUCUACAGCUUCGGUGCCAAGGAAUUUGUUUAUGAGGUGCAUCUCUCUAAUUUUAGCUAGAGGUCAUCAUUGGUUGAUGGCAAUGUUUUCAGACAUGUGGUCGCACUGACGAAGGAGUUGAUUAACAGCUUCGCUACUGAAGUACGUGAGAUAGAGUCCAGGAUUAAUGAGACGGAGCAAGCUAUUCAUGCCGUGGUUAAUAGGAUCGAGGCGAGUACUGAGUAAGUGCAGCGUCACACACGUUGUUGUUGCAAAUUUUCUUUGGCCAAGGAGGAAUAAAAUAAUUAGUUUCUUUUUCUCUAUCUGUGUAGAACUUUGUUUGUAUUUCUUUCAUUUAUUCUACAGGCACUAUUGUAUUGGAAGAUUUGUUGGUAUUUGUGGUUAUCUUUAUUUUGCUUUUAUUCA